AUGAUCUCUAUUGCGAUGGCAACGAACCGAAGUGCUCAGAGGCCAAACGGGGCGCCUCAGACUAAGGUGUGCCAGUUCAAGCUGGUUCUGUUGGGCGAGUCGGCCGUGGGCAAGUCUUCAUUGGUGCUACGCUUCGUGAAGGGUCAGUUCCAUGAGUAUCAGGAGAGCACUAUCGGAGCAGCAUUCCUUACACAGACACUCUGCCUCGACGACACCACUGUCAAGUUUGAAAUCUGGGACACGGCAGGACAGGAGAGAUAUCACAGCCUGGCUCCUAUGUACUACCGGGGAGCGCAGGCCGCCAUUGUAGUCUACGACAUUACUAAUCAGGACACAUUCGGUCGCGCCAAGAACUGGGUGAAGGAGCUCCAGCGGCAGGCGUCCCCGUCCAUCGUGAUCGCUCUGGCCGGGAACAAGAGCGACCUGGCCGCCAAGAGGAUGGUGGAGUUCGAGGAGGCGCAGGCCUACGCCGACGAGAACGGGCUGCUGUUCAUGGAGACCAGCGCCAAGACCGCCAUGAACGUUAACGACAUAUUCCUAGCCAUCGCCAACAAGUUACCAAAGAGCGAGGUGUCGACCGGCGGCGCGGGGACCAGGGUGCUCAACGACGCGGACGCGCCGCGGGCCUCCUCCUGCUGCAAGUGA
Danaus chrysippus (African queen) is the source of this 645-nucleotide messenger RNA. The record is from the annotation of a GenBank genome assembly. NCBI's taxonomy places the organism in Eukaryota, Metazoa, Arthropoda, Insecta, Lepidoptera, Nymphalidae.